GAUCUUCACUAGCGUCAUCAAUCGGCUCGCAUCAAGGGGGCCAGACACUGGAUCGAGCACUGCCUCUUAGAUAUCUUGGCAGUGCGGACAGGACAGGUACAGGUGCGGAUGCGAGUAUGAAGUUGGAAUAAUGUCCGAACGAUAUCAGGUUCCCAAAACUUGUCGUCAGGCAAGGGAGGCACACGAUGCAUGCCAGGUGGUGAAAUCCAGCGUUUUCUCCCUGGAGAGUCGAAUCUAUGGUCAGCAAGACAGCGCUCUGAAAGCCAGCAGAAAACAUUACCAACGGUUCACCAUCGCCGUGACGAUAUCCCUAUCAUUUCCGCGAACUUGGGUCAACCAGGAUGUUGUGUCGUUUUGUAAGUCUAGGCAGCCAGACAGGGCAGAAGCGAGUCAAGGAUGGGCCGGCCGUUGGCAGGGUCAGGACUGCAUACUGCGUGAUAUCCCACCCUUAUGACGAAGGAGGUCCAAGAAGAACAGAAGCAGCAGGAUAACCGCACGUAGGUAGUGGUGUUGGAGUGGGGGAGGGUCUUGUGAGAGCGGACAUCAGGACGGGGUCCGUGCCCGGAUAUAUUA
Molecule: messenger RNA, 573 nt
Organism: Westerdykella ornata
Lineage: Eukaryota; Fungi; Ascomycota; Dothideomycetes; Pleosporales; Sporormiaceae
Exons: 2
Coding region: 131-454 (107 amino acids)
Source: RefSeq, a predicted model, not a curated record